Molecule: messenger RNA, 1095 nt
Organism: Diospyros lotus (date-plum)
Lineage: Eukaryota; Viridiplantae; Streptophyta; Magnoliopsida; Ericales; Ebenaceae
Product: F-box protein At5g49610-like
Exons: 2
Coding region: 1-1095 (364 amino acids)
Molecular function (GO): protein binding
Source: RefSeq, a predicted model, not a curated record
AUGGAGGCUUGUCCGCCAGACAUGGUUCUUGAGAUCUUAAGCUGGGCGUCUCUGAAAGAAUUGGAUCGGUGCAAGUUAGUCAGCAGGAGCUGGAACAGUCUCGUCUACGACUCCACCUUCAAUCGCCUUCACUGCCAGAGAACCAGCGCUGUCUUCGGCUUCUUCGUCCAAAACUUGGUCUCCAAUACGCAUUCCUCCGAGUUCGUAGCCAUGGAUCAAUCCCGCCCAGUCAUCAAUCUGUCGCUCGAUUUCCUGCCUCGCCCCGUCAAGAUCGAGGCGUCCACCAACCACGGCCUUCUCUGCUGCACCGACCAAGAUCGCGGCUCCACAUUCUACGUCUGCAAGCCCAGCACUCGGCAAUGGCGCUCGCUUCCCUCUCCCAAGAUGCGAUACUUCACCGGCAACGUCGCCAUGGCCGUGCUCCGCUCCGAUCCCUUGCGCUUCAAGAUUCUCCGCCUGUGCAAGAAUUACCGGUCAAGCAGCUGCCACUACUACAACAAUUUCCAAUGCGAAAUCUUCGACUCCGACACCUGGGCAUGGCGAGAGCAGGAUGACGUCCUAUUGCCGCCCGACGCCGUACUACUAGGCGGUGAACCCGCCGCCGCCGCCGCCGGUGCAGUGCACUGGCUGAUGAGCAACAACCACGUAUUCGCUUUCGACAUGGACAAAGAGAGCUACUCCGUCUUUCCACUGCCGAAGCCCGUGGUGGCCGAGGAAGACGAAUUCCGGUUCCGAGCAAAGCAGCUGGCGGUGUACAAAGGCCGGCUGGCCUUCAUCUGCGGAGCAGCCGGCCACGAAGAUGAUUUGAAGGUUUGGGAGAUGGAAGACUACUACAAGAAGAGAGCGUGGACGAGAAGAGAGGCGCUGAGCGUCAGAGCUCUGAGAGCCGCGGGUGUCGAUGUGCCCGAGCCUCGUUGCGUGGGGUUCUGCAACGCCGAUGUUGCAGUGGUGAAAGGCGUCGGCAGCGUGAUAUUCUACAGAUUCGGCGACGCCAGCUUCAGUGAAGUGAAGCUCAAUCAUCAUUUGGGUCCCCGCCAGGUGUUUCCUUUCCGAUCGGAUUCGGAUCCAAUUGUCUUCAAAGCCACCGUCUCGUGA